UACUCUGAGCUCAGGUCACUCUGGCAGUCCCAUGGUUCCAGGCUGCAGCCCCAGCUGCUCCCAGGAGGAGUCAGCCGUUGCCACCUCCCCCACCUCUCAGACCUCCCUCUCCCCUGUAGGCCCCAAGAGCUUCUACCCCCGCCAGGGAGCCACCUCCAAGUACCUGAUCGGCUGGAGGAAGCCGGGAGGUACCAUCAACUCUGUGGACUUUGGCAAAACACGCAAGUGAGCAUGGGGGGCAGUAGAGGAGGAAUGUUGAACAUACAUGUGUUUAUUGACACGUCACUGAGGCCAUUACACUGUGAGGGGUGUAAGUAAUGUUGUGAAAGGAUGUUCUUUCCCUAUUGAAACAAAUCCAACUGUUCUAGAUUGUUGAUGUUAGAGACACUUGAGAUCUGAGUCAACUGAGAGGAGAUGCCUUUCCCACCUCAGUCCUGGCUUAUGUUUUGUUUAUGAGUACAACACUCCCACCCUGUGGUUGAACCGAGAACUGCAUCCUAUAACUGCUUGUCUUUGCGCUUCCUCUUUCUCAGACGUCACCAGAGUGAUGGGUUGCUGGGUGGCCAGCCUCAGCUCAGGGCUCAGCUUAGGGCCCAAUCCCCCCAG
Molecule: messenger RNA, 606 nt
Organism: Coregonus sp. 'balchen'
Lineage: Eukaryota; Metazoa; Chordata; Actinopteri; Salmoniformes; Salmonidae
Source: the annotation of a GenBank genome assembly